AUGUCGGACGCGGCGCGAGCGCCGAGCGCGGAGUCAUCGUGGGGACGAGGCUGGACGCGUCGGACGUUGAACGCGGAGGAGCGGCGGGCGGUGCGCGCGCUGUGCGGGUUCGCGAUCGCGCUUGUCGCGGUGCCGGCCGUGACGUAUCGCGUUGCGAGUGGAUGGGCUUGCCCGGCGGCAUACGAGCGAUACGGCGCGGCACUGUUAGCGACGGAGAGCGGGAGAGCGACGUGCGCUGGGAUGUUUGCGAUUUUGUCUGUGAAUGCGGUGUUGUUGGCGUACGUGGUUUGGGUGACGCGGUCGUCAGGGAGCGCUCCGAGAGAGGUUGAGAAGAAGAACGCGUGA
Molecule: messenger RNA, 345 nt
Organism: Ostreococcus tauri
Lineage: Eukaryota; Viridiplantae; Chlorophyta; Mamiellophyceae; Mamiellales; Bathycoccaceae
Product: unnamed product
Exons: 1
Coding region: 1-345 (114 amino acids)
Source: RefSeq, a predicted model, not a curated record